Populus trichocarpa (black cottonwood) is the source of this 2532-nucleotide messenger RNA. RefSeq names its product serine/threonine-protein kinase BLUS1. The coding region runs from base 92 to 2101 and encodes 669 amino acids. The transcript is spliced from 21 exons. The record is from RefSeq and is a predicted model, not a curated record. Gene Ontology annotation, biological process: protein phosphorylation. Gene Ontology annotation, molecular function: protein serine/threonine kinase activator activity; protein kinase activity; ATP binding. Lineage: Eukaryota; Viridiplantae; Streptophyta; Magnoliopsida; Malpighiales; Salicaceae.
AAAAACACAGCAAUAGUUUUAGCGGCUAUCCGCCAGCCUCGCUUUCCUCUCAAUCUCACGAGACAAAUCCUUGAAGUCAACAUCCUCAUCAAUGCAUAAUCCUCUUUCCUUUCUUUUCACUCCUCGACACCACCACCACCACCAUAGAGAAGGAAAAAACAAAGAUUUGCGUAAGACAAUGGAGAAGAAGAAGUAUCCGAUCGGACCAGAGAAUUAUGUUCUCUAUGAAGAGAUUGGUCAAGGUGCUACUGCUUCUGUUCAUCGUGCCUUGUGUGUUCCUUUUAACGAGAUUGUCGCUAUCAAGAUUCUCGACUUUGAACGUGAUAACGCUGAUCUGCGUACUAUUUCACGGGAAGUGCAAACAAUGAUCUUGGUGGACCAUCCUAAUGUUCUCAAAUCACACUGCUCCUUCGUCAGUGAUCAUAAUUUGUGGGUUGUUAUGCCAUACAUGUCUGGGGGCUCUUGUCUUCAUAUAUUGAAGGCUGCUUAUCCAGAUGGUUUCGAGGAGUUGGUGAUAGCAACAAUACUACGUGAGGUAUUGAAGGGAAUAGAUUAUCUUCAUCAUCAAGGCUACAUACAUCGCGAUGUUAAAGCUGGAAAUAUUCUCGUUGAUGGACGUGGCGCAGUCAAGUUGGGAGAUUUUGGUGUUUCUGCUUGCCUUUUCGAUUCUGGAGACAGGCAACGCACGAGGAAUACAUUUGUUGGGACGCCUUGCUGGAUGGCACCUGAGGUUAUGGAGCAGUUAAACGGAUAUGACUUCAAGGCUGAUAUCUGGUCAUUUGGGAUAACUGCUUUGGAGCUUGCACAUGGCCAUGCUCCUUUCUCAAAAUAUCCUCCAAUGAAGGUGUUGCUCAUGACCUUGCAAAAUGCACCCCCUGGCCUGGAUUUAGAAAGGGAUAAGAAGUUCUCUAAGUCUUUUAAGCAGAUGAUUGCUAGUUGCUUGGUAAAAGAUCCUUCGAAACGACCUUCUGCAAACAAGUUAUUAAAGCAUUCCUUUUUCAAGCAAGCUAGGUCAAAUGACUAUAUAGUACGGAAAUUGUUGGAUGGAUUGCCCGAUCUUGGUGAUCGUAUCCGGGCAUUGAAGAGAAAGGAAGAAGACAUGCUUGCUCAACAGAAGAUGCCCGAUGGGGAAAAGGAGGAAUUAUCGCAGAAUGAAUACAAACGAGGACUUAGCGAUUGGAACUUCAACCUUGAAGAUGUGAAGGCUCAGGCUUCCCUGAUACCAGAUUCUGAGGACCCUAUGACGGAUAAUAAUCUGGGAGAAAGCUUGAAUUCUUUGCCUACACUUGAUGGAGUUGAAAAGCAAUCAGACACUCAGAAUUCUUCCCUGGGACAAGUCACAGAGAUGAUGGAUGAUAAUGAUGUCUCACAAAAUCGAGCUGCCCGGCGGCUUCCAUUAGUCGACUCCUCCCUAAAUAUUGCCAAAGUUAGAUUUGUAAAAUCCGAUGAUGACUCGAGCACUGCGAGUCCAUGCCACGAACGACAUGUUUCGCAAAAUUCUUCACCUGGUUGUGAUAGCCUUGAAGGCAAUGCAGCUGAAAGGCCAGCUUUUAAUAUCAAUGGAAAACCUAGUGAAAAGCUGCAAAAUCAACCACCAAAUAGUUCAAAUAUCAAUGGAGCAACAAUCGUUCAAGAUGGAGAUGAUGGAACUUCUGAAAAUCCUUCCAAAGCAUUACAUAAACCAUCAGGAGCAAGCAGUUAUGAACUUGAUGAAAAAGCAAAGCCGCCAGUUGUUCAGCAAAGAGGACGAUUCAAAGUUACUUCAGAAAACGUUGAUAUAGAGAAGGCGCUCUCACCUCAGCUGGUUCUGCAGAAGAGUUACAGCAUGCAGGUUCGUAAUUUUGAGGUGUUUACCCAACAUCCUGGAGUUUCUUUACCAUCAAUAUCUGAAGCCAUACCAUCAACUCUUUCGGGUCAUUCUCAGUUUCCAAUAUUGCUUUCUGUUUUACAGACAAAUAUUACUCAAAGGGAUGGUAUUCUGUAUCUAAUGAGGCAAAUAUCUGGAGGUGACACUGCAGGCAACCAAACAAUUGACGGGGGAUGGACAACGGCACAAGGGGUGUCUACAGAGAAAUCUUUGGCACCUAGAAGCAGCUCAUGAUAGGGAAAAGGACUUGCUUCAUGAAAUAGCCGAGUUGCAACGGAGGCUUAUACGAACACAGGAAGAGCUUCAAAAGUAUAAAACAGAAAAUUCUCAGGUUAGCACUUGAUAUCCCUUGAGUCAAAACCUCACCACCCUACACGAGGAUUUCGGGUGUGAUUUCCUUAUCCAAAUGAAGCUUGAUUGAUGCAGAACAAAUCUCAAAAAGCUGACUAGCUACACGGAUGAAGCUCAUAGAAGAGACAGGCUCUAGCUAGAUUAAUCUUUGACACAGAAGAGUUAUUGCUGGCAGUUCAUUUUUUUUGUAGCACAGAUUUGCUUCAGCUUGUAAUGUUAUAUACCCCACAUGUGCAGAUUCACCAUUGUUAAUUUGAUAUACCAAAAAUGUAAACAAGUAAAGGUUUCUUUCUAUAAAUCAACUUGUUAGUGUA